Strongylus vulgaris is the source of this 615-nucleotide messenger RNA. The record is from the annotation of a GenBank genome assembly. NCBI's taxonomy places the organism in Eukaryota, Metazoa, Nematoda, Chromadorea, Rhabditida, Strongylidae.
AUGCAAGGUGAUUUAUUCCAUGAUAAUCAACGCAUACCAUUUGCUAAUAUUAGACUGCUCGGUCUGCAAACUACGCACGAUAAUACAGAAGUCGCGCAUAAAAGCGAUGUAGUGUUUCUGGCUGUGAAACCUCCUCAUGUUAGCAAAAUGUUUGCGGUAAUUGAAGGCCUGGCUGAUGGUGGGGUAAAGGUCGGCUUACCAAGGGAAUUAGCUAUCAAACUAGCUGCACACACUCUACUUGGGGCUGCUAAGAUGGUAUUGGAAACAGGUACACAUCCUGCUCAACUAAAGGAUGACGUGCAAAGUCCCGGCGGUUCAUCAGUCUAUGGAAUGCAUAAAUUGGAAAGUGGUGGAUUAAAGCAAUCUAUCAAUAGAGAAGUAGAGACGAUCAAUGUGGAUACUUCACCUAGAACACCAACUUAUGAGCGGUCUAAGACAAAUUCGGGCCUUCUUAUGGAUGCUGUUGAAGCGGCAACAAGCCGGUCCCGUGCUACCGGCGACAGAGCGCUGCCUCGCGAUAUAAGAAACACAGAGAUGGACAGAAUCGGCGAAGAAAAUUUGGAGAUUUACGAGCCAAUCCACGUUGUUCUGCAAAGACAAGCCCUCAGACGUUGA